CACCACGCAGUUUGUCACCGUUCGUCCUCUCCUUCCGCGGCGAGCAGGCGGGCCAGCCAGCCAAAAUUCCUCUUCCCCACAGCCAAGAAGGCAGCAAGCCAGCAAGCUGCAACUGCGAGCCCCAUCCCGACCGGGCCACCGCCUCCCCGUCCCUUCUCUCUCCUCGGCUGUCGGCUCCACCUCCACCCCGCGCGCGCGCGCGGGCGGGCAACAGGUGUCGGGCAUGCGGCCGCCACGUCCUCCCGGGCCGCCGCCACGUCUCCCCUCCCACCACCGCCGCCGCCGCCUCCACUUCCACCUCCUUGCCGCCCCCCUCCUUUGCUUCGCCUUCCUGACGCCAGCCCUCGCCGCCGCCGGGGCACCUCCAGCGGCAGCAGGGGACACGGGCGGAGAAGGCGGAAUCAUCUGGACCAGGGCCGCCGUCGCCUGGCCCGCCAUGGCGUGGCCAUCCAAAUGUACAUGGUUGCCCCUGCCAAACAGUGGGAGGUGUCAUUCGUAUACUCUUGUUUCCAAAUACCACAAGAUUUGGAAGGACACAAAGGGAGUUAUUUCUGCAACAGAAGUUUUGAAGAAAGAACCAGUUAGCGAUGUGAUUGCUUUAAAGGAUUCCAUGAAGUACUUCGAUGCAGAUUUCUUCAGCGACUCAAAACUGCAUGAGAUGGAAGAUGGUGCAAAAGAAUUUAAUGUGCCUGCAUUCAGAGAAAACCGGAAAUUGGUCGCCUCGGAGAAUGGUGGAUUGCAUAACCCUUCUGUUCUACUCUUCAAAUCAUCAUGGAGUGGUGACAGCAUGAAAAGUGAGGCCAGAACUUUCGACUACCCUCGUGCAUCUGCAGUACAUCGUCCAAGUAAUGAUGAAGAUAUUGCUUUUAUGUCGGUAAUUGAGCUCGGAGAGCUUAUUAGGACAAAGCAAAUAACAUCGCGUGAACUUACGGAUGUAUUUUUGAGGAGAUUAAAGAGGUACAAUCCUGUUCUUGAAGCUGUUGUUACUUAUACUGAAGAUUUAGCAUACAAACAAGCAAAAGAGGCAGAUGACUUGUUGGCACAAGGAAAAUAUCUAGGUCCUUUGCAUGGUAUUCCGUACGGCCUGAAAGAUAUAAUUGCAGUACCACACUACAAGACCACUUGGGGAUCAAGGACCUUUAAGAAUCAAGUCCUUGAUACCGAAGCAUUCGUGUACAAAAGAUUGAAGUCAGCUGGAGCAGUCCUUGUAGCUAAGCUUGUUACAGGCUCACUUGCCUAUGACGAUAUAUGGUUUGGCGGAAGGACACGCAACCCCUGGAACAUUGAGGAAUUUUCUACUGGUUCAUCAGCAGGUCCAGCGGCUAGCACCUCUGCAGGAAUGGUUCCGUUUGCAAUUGGUUCAGAAACCGCAGGAUCCAUAACAUACCCUGCUGCUAGAUGUGGAGUAACUGCAUUGCGCCCAACAUUUGGAACAGUUGCACGGACCGAUGUCAUGAGCAUCUCUGAGAGUUUGGAUAAGCUUGGUCCUUUCUGCAGAAGUGCAGUAGAUUGUGCUAUUGUACUAGACACAAUUCGUGGGAAGGAUGCCGGUGAUCCGUCAUCUCGUGAGGUUGCUUUGGGCGAUCCAUUUCAUGUCGACAUCACAAAACUGACAGUUGGCUAUCUUGAUGAUGCUGAAAUGGAGGUUGUUGAUGUUCUUUCCUCUAAAGGUGUCAAAAUGGUCCCUUUCAAGUUGAACUACACUGUGGAAUCAGUUCAGUCCAUCCUGAACAUAACGAUGGACGUCGAUAUGCUUGCACAUUUCGACAACUGGCAGCGGGAAGGACAUGAUGAUGACUAUGAGGCACAGGACCAAUGGCCAGUGGAGCUUCGCCGUGCACGCUUGGUCCCAGCAGUUGAUUAUAUACAGGCACAAAGAGCACGGGGCAAGCUGAUCAAGGAAGUCAGAGAUAGCUUCACUGUUGACGCCUUCAUCGGCAACAUGACUGACUGGGAGCGUGUCUGUCUUGGAAACCUUGUUGGUAUGCCGGUAGUCGUGGUGCCAACGGGCUUGAAGAGCAUCGAGGACCCACCGAAAGGUGGCACAAAGAGAAGGACCACUGUGACUACAGGCAUAUAUGCUCCCCCUGACCAUGACCACAUUGCUUUGGCGUUGGCAAUGGCUUACCAGUCUGUCACUGAUCACAACAAACAGCGGCCGCCGAUCGACAAUCUGGGGCCGAAUGACAGGAUACACAGGUAGGGCAAAACCUGCUCAUGAGGUGAGAUGAUGCUGGCACGAGGGUCUCCACGGAAGGGAGCUGAAAACAGGAGAUGUACCGUAGCAAGAUUGAGAUAAAUAAAAUUCCAGAAAUCUGCUGUCAUCUCGCGUUUCAGUGGACCUGUGUUGCCUGAUCUUGGGCCAGCCAGAAUCGUAAUGGCUGGGCUGCCAUAUUGCUUCUAGGCCGGUGGUAUGCUGGCCUGCAGUCACGCUACACGUAGGCUCUUCUUUUUAUUUUUCUCAAUUUGCACUUCUUCUAGCAUAUCUUGCCUUUUACAGUUUGACAAAAAGGAACAGAAACCAUUUGCCCUGAAUAUCAUUGAUCCACCAAUAUCCACCUUUUA
Molecule: messenger RNA, 2565 nt
Organism: Panicum hallii
Lineage: Eukaryota; Viridiplantae; Streptophyta; Magnoliopsida; Poales; Poaceae
Product: glutamyl-tRNA(Gln) amidotransferase subunit A
Exons: 13
Coding region: 224-2203 (659 amino acids)
Molecular function (GO): catalytic activity
Source: RefSeq, a predicted model, not a curated record